This is a messenger RNA of Megachile rotundata (alfalfa leafcutting bee), 2103 nucleotides long. RefSeq names its product ADP-ribosylation factor 6 (gene Arf51F). NCBI's taxonomy places the organism in Eukaryota, Metazoa, Arthropoda, Insecta, Hymenoptera, Megachilidae. The record is from RefSeq and is a predicted model, not a curated record. Gene Ontology annotation, molecular function: GTPase activity; GTP binding.
ACUAUAAGCAGUAAGAGGCGCAAAUUUACUCCACAUUUUAAAACUUUUCUUACAAUAAUGUAAAAGCAGAGUUAUGAAAAAAUAGAUCAUUUCCGGUAAACUAAUUUUGAAAAUUAAGGAGAGAUCGAAAAGCUGUAUGCCUGACAUAUUUUGAAUAUAGUUUAAAAAUAUCACGUUAUCGCUCUGAGAUUAUUCCGCGCGAGCGAUACCGAUAAAAGCUCGAAAUUAGGCUAAAUUAUAACUAAAUUUCCAUAGCAGUAAUAUUUUACAGUGUCAAAGUUUUAAAUAUACUGCCAAUAACGAAUUAGUAAUGAUUCGAAACAUGUGGUGGCGCUCGAAAAUCUCUGUCAGAAUUGAAUACAUACAAAAGUGAUCUCAAUAUUUCGUUCAAGUUACAUGCGUGUUUGCUUGUGACUUACGAAGAGACAUCAUGCUGUACCUACCUAAAUAACGUUUCUGGUAAUGCUGUAGCGAUAUUACCGCUGUAAUAAUAAGUUAUGUGUAGUGAUGUGAUAUGUCUACGCGUUCAUGAUAAAGUAUUCGCUUUUUGUAAAUGUAUUUCGGUUAUAAGAAACGUCCUUGGAUUUCCUUAUUUCGUUAAUAUUUCAUUCACGUAACGUGAUAAAUUGUUACUCAUAGUUUAGGGUAACAAAUUUCGUAUGGAGGUUAGAAGUUCAUAAAAUGUUCUUCUUGCAUUGUUUUAAAUUUUAUACAAAAACCUGUGACAAUACAAGAGUUCUUAAAUAACGAGGGACCAUAUUUUGAAGAGAUUUAAAUGUGCCAGGUGCCUAGAAAGCAGCUGGCAAGAUGGGCAAAUUGUUGUCAAAAAUCUUUGGCAACAAGGAGAUGCGAAUUCUUAUGCUAGGAUUGGAUGCUGCUGGUAAAACUACAAUACUAUAUAAACUUAAAUUAGGGCAAUCUGUAACUACUAUACCAACUGUAGGAUUCAAUGUAGAAACAGUUACCUAUAAAAAUGUUAAGUUCAAUGUUUGGGAUGUUGGUGGGCAAGAUAAAAUACGUCCACUGUGGCGUCAUUAUUAUACUGGGACGCAAGGUCUUAUUUUUGUAGUAGAUUGCGCCGAUAGAGAUCGAAUUGAUGAAGCCCGUCAAGAACUUCAUCGAAUUAUAAAUGAUAGAGAAAUGCGAGAUGCUAUUAUUUUAAUUUUUGCGAAUAAACAAGAUCUUCCAGAUGCAAUGAAACCGCACGAGAUACAAGAAAAGCUGGGUUUAACUAGGAUACGAGACAGGAAUUGUUGUCUUCCAAUUAAAACAUUUUUUUUGACAUACAUCAACCAACUCGAUUUCGAAACGCUUUUGAUAUUUCUGUACGCAUAUCUUUAUCUUUAAUUUCAAUUGAAAUGCAUUUAACGUAUGAACGUACACUUAUACAUACAAAUGGGGUUGUUUUGUACGCACAAAUGGUAAGCCAUGAGGGUUUAAUGAUACAAGCUCAAAAAGAAAUGAAGAAACAAAAAAAAACGUGAAAACAGGAACAAUGUUACUUAUUAACGUAACUGCAUUGAAUCUGCCAAUGUUUUUUACACGUUAAGCGAUUGAAUAACGCAAAACUAGGAUUAGGUCACAAGGAAAAGAGUCAGACAGUGUUUUAUUCGCAUUUUAUAUAAUUUUGUUCAUUUUUUUAAAUAUAUAUAAAAUAAUAUGUAGAAUAAGAGUGAAAAACAUAUUUACCGUAUUCGCAAUUGAUUAAAGAGGAGAAUUACAUCGUAUCCAAAUUUCUUGGUUUCUACAAGUUUUGUACUGUCAACGUACUAAAGCAAAGUAAUGUUAAUAUGUUACUCUUUCACUCUAUUUCUAUGUUAACGUUUUAUUUGCAUUCCACAAUUACAUUAAGGUAUUAGAAUUUUAACAAAUUGUACUACUUUACAUAAAAGAACAAUGAUAAUUAUACAAACAUAAGUUCGUCAGAUUCUUUUUCUCGGCAUCCGUACCAUUAAUGUUAAGUAUCGUAUUCGAUGAAACAUAAUGUGCAAAAUAAUUAACUGAUAUUUAAAAGCCAUAAACAGGCUUUGGAACGAGAUUAAUGUAUUUUUAUUUUAAUGUGUUUUCUAGUAUUAAACAGUGCUCUAUGGCAUCAUGUAUUUA